AUGUUUGUGUAUGUGAGCGACUUCGAUUGCACCGUGUUAAAAAAAAAAGUUUCGUUGGCGUCGUGGCUUGCCAGUGCAACGAACCGCACGCACACGGGCCCGUCAGCCCGUCAGACCCGACCAAAACCCUCGACCGGCCGCGUGCUUCGACCCGACCUGACCGCGCAAAAUCUCGCACACGCACCACCCUCCCCCGCCGCCGCCACGAACGACAUGGCCGCAGCGCUCCUGCUCCGCGGCCUCCGCUCGUCGGCGAGCCGGGCGCGCCCCGCCGUCCCCUCGCCGGCCUCGGCCCCGCCGCCCUUCGCCUCCUCGCUCCUCCACCGCCUCUACUCCUCCGCGGCCGCGUCCGCGGCCAGCCCGCCCGCCUCCGCGCUGGGAGGCGUCACCGACCCGGCCCGCAUCCGCAACGUGGCGGUGAUUGCCCACGUCGACCACGGGAAGACGACGCUGAUGGAUCGGCUCCUGCGGCAGUGCGGCGCCGACAUCCCCCACGAGCGCGCCAUGGACAACAUCAGCCUCGAGCGCGAGCGCGGCAUCACCAUCUCCUCCAAGGUCACUUCUGUCUCUUGGAAGGAGAAUGAGCUCAACAUGGUCGAUACCCCUGGCCACGCUGAUUUUGGUGGCGAAGUUGAGCGAGUUGUUGGAAUGGUGGAAGGGGCGGUCUUGGUUGUUGAUGCUGGGGAGGGACCUUUAGCACAAACUAAAUUUGUGCUUUCAAAGGCUUUGAAGUAUGGUUUACGCCCAAUCCUCCUCCUCAACAAGGUUGAUAGGCCUUCAGUUUCUGAAGAAACCUGCAACGAAGUUGAGAGCUUGGUCUUCGAUCUUUUUGCAAAUCUGGGUGCCACAGAAGAACAGCUAGAUUUCCCAGUUCUUUAUGCAUCAGCUAAAGAAGGGUGGGCUUCCUUGAAAUUCACUAAGUGUCCGCCUGAUAGUGAAAAAAACAUGUCUCCUUUGCUUGAUUCAAUUGUACAACAUGUUCGUUCCCCAAAAGCUGACCUUGAGGCUCCGUUUCAAAUGUUGGUUUCCAUGAUGGAGCGUGAUUUUUACCUAGGAAGAAUACUCACUGGGCGUGUAACCUCUGGAGUUAUCCGUGUUGGCGACAAAGUUCAUGGUCUGCGCAUCACGGAUGAAGGGGUUCAGAAGAUUGAGGAUGGAAAGGUUGUCAAGCUCAUGAAAAAGAAAGGCACAAGCAUGGCAGUAAUAGAGGCUGCAGGAGCUGGUGAUAUAAUCUCAAUGGCUGGAUUGUCUGGUCCAGCAAUUGGACACACCGUGGCAAAUCCGGAGGUUUUGACUGCUCUGCCUGCAGUUGAGUUGGACCCUCCCACAAUUUCUAUGACUUUCGGUGUGAAUGAUUCACCACUGGCUGGCCGUGAUGGCACUCAUGUAACUGGAGCGAAAAUUGGGAACCGUUUGAUGGCAGAGGCCGAAACAAACUUGGCAAUUAAUGUUCUUCCUGGACCAUUGUCAGAAUCUUAUGAAGUUCAAGGAAGGGGAGAGCUUCAGUUAGGAAUCUUAAUUGAGAACAUGCGGCGUGAAGGAUUUGAGCUUUCAGUUUCACCCCCAAGAGUGAUGUAUAAAACAGAGCGUGGGGAAAGACUAGAGCCUAUUGAAGAAGUAACUGUCGAGGUGGACGAGGAGCAUAUCGGAUUUGUGUUGGAAACCCUUAACAACAGGAAGGGGGAAUUGUUGGACAUGGGCCCUGUUCCUGGGACAACUGGAAGAACUCGGGUCUUCAUGACCUGUCCAUCUAGGGGUUUGGUGGGUGUUAAAGGAGUUUUCAACAGCUUUACACGUGGAACUGGAUUUAUGCACCGUGCUUUCCAGGCAUAUGCUAAAUACAGAGGUCCACUAGGCACUGUUAGAAAAGGAGUUCUGGUAUCUGUUGGCAGAGGAUUUAUCACUUCACAUGCACUCAUGAGUUUAGAAGCUCGUGGUACUCUUUUUGUCUCUCCUGGGAUGGAGACAUACGAAGGCAUGAUAGUUGGCGAGCAUUCACGUGAUAGUGAUCUUGAGAUCAAUCCUGUGAGAACUAAAGAACUUACAAACAUCCGAGCUCCUGGAAAGGAUGAAAAUAUCCGCCUGUCUCCACCUCGCUUGAUGACUUUGGAAGAGGCAAUUGGAUAUGUUGCUGUAGAUGAGCUUAUUGAGGUUACUCCCAAGGUCAUACGGCUUAGGAAGAAAUAUCUGGACGCCAACAAACGCAAGAUGAUGAAAAACAAAAUCAUGCAGUGA
This is a messenger RNA of Triticum turgidum subsp. durum (durum wheat), 2235 nucleotides long. NCBI's taxonomy places the organism in Eukaryota, Viridiplantae, Streptophyta, Magnoliopsida, Poales, Poaceae. The record is from the annotation of a GenBank genome assembly.